Messenger RNA from Anopheles aquasalis, 1410 nucleotides. RefSeq lists its product as uncharacterized. The record is from RefSeq and is a predicted model, not a curated record. NCBI's taxonomy places the organism in Eukaryota, Metazoa, Arthropoda, Insecta, Diptera, Culicidae.
GCGCCUCCUGCGCGAGAAUCAAUCAAGGCACGGGCAGCGCGAAGUGUGAAACCCUCACCACAUCGCCUACUUAUAUCACCUUCUCCUUGCCCCUCCUCUGUAGCCCACUGAUACGGUUGAUUGCGGUGGCCCAUCAUACCGUCUCGCGUCGCCGUUCGCUUUGGAUGUUCGAUAUUUUAGUUCGAUUGAAUCUUGUGAUCGCGUAGUUUUGGGAUAAAUUCUCUCGUUUUCUCUGUAUCAUGGCGUCAAAUUCGUGUGAAAGUAAUCAAGCGGUCGACAUCGAACAAAGUCUGUACAACUUAUCCGAGGAUUUCACCCGCCAGACUCAGCUCAACGAAAUGGCAUCCAUCGGUGGCACUGUGCCUACUACAGCUGGACUAGCGGCCUCUAGUAUGCACAGCUUUGCGGAUAUCCUGCGACGCCCGAUCGCCGACGAUAUGGUGAAGAAGCUGUGCUUCAGCGAGACGCUGCUGGUGUGCGACGCGAACGAGAAGGUCGUCGGUGGUGCGGCCAUCAACGUGAGCUCGAUAGCCGGAGAGGUCCUGGCCGCAUUUUCCAGUACGCGGCUCUCAUUCCAUGGGCAUUCUACCGCCGAAAGCGAGCUGAUGUCAUUUGCGGACCGUAACUGCCGGCCAUUGCAGGAGCGGAAAUGCGAGACGGUGCGCACUGGCGCAACGAGGCAGGAAAAACAGAUACAACUCUAUUUUGACGACCGACGGCAGAUUACCGCCUACAGGCAACAGUGUAACGGUUUGCACAGUGAAAGCUUCCAGGGUGUCCUGAUUCCCGAGGGGAGCGAUGCAGAUGAUGCGCACCACCACCCACGCGCCAUGCUACUGCCCGACGGUUUGCAGCUCCUGUUGCUACGCUACCUCGUACUGAGUAACUUUGUCGGGGACAUUUGCAGUCAAACUAUCGACAUAAGUGGUAGGGUGGGCAAUUGUGUACAUAAAAUAUCAGCCGCCGUUCCAAAUCAGCAGAAACAAUCCGGCAAAGCAUCCGAAAGCAUUAAAGAAGUCAGGAAAUCCAUCUGGUACCCGGAAGAUCCGGAACCAGAGGAAAGCAUUUCGCAUUAUUCGGGUGCAGGUCGGUUGCUGCGCCAUUGCUGGACCAAUGCCAACUACGUUUUAAUCAGCAAUCCACUGGGCAGCCUUGUCCCAUCGCCCGUCGUGGAGCUUGAGCGCGGUAUCAAGGAUUACGUGAAGGCGCUGAUGCGAUUGAUUGAUAAUGGUUCCUCGAUAAGCGACCUGAUGGAUGAUAUACAGUGCUCGGUGGCGGAGAUGCACCGGUUUCGGAAUAUGGUCAAUCCGGUGCUGGUUGACUUAAUAAAGGAAAUAUAACAUUAACACACCAAACAAAACGGAAGUUACCUAGCAACGACGACGCGGAAAUCGGAAUCAACUUAGCAAC